UGCCCGACGGAGACGGAGCUACGAAAAAAAAAGCGGAUGCAAAGAAAACAAAAAUAUAAACUUUAAAGAACCCCGCAAUUCUGUAAUCGCCAAGGAAACAAAUAUUUAGACUUGUAUACAGUUAUAUAUACAUACAUAUUGAGUCAAAUAGAAUAUAGAACAUUUAUAUAGAUAUGUACAUACAUAUGUAAAUAACGUAACCUUGGCAACAGUAUGGCGCUUAAUUUGCAUGUAUCUGAGAGAUAUGCUGAACCAGUUGUCAUCGCUGUCAACUAAUCAAAUUCCUAUCGAAGCACGAAAUCAAAUAAUGUAUAAGAGAACAGCUGCACAAAUGGAAGAGUGCGAAGAUGACGACUGUUGCAUUGUGGAGCUGGAGGAGGGUGGAAUUAACUGUUUUCUCUGCCAGCAACUGUUCACGGACAUUGAUGAGCUGCAGCAACACUUUCUGACUCACUUUGCGGAAUGUGCCGAAAAUACAACUACAAAAUUCUUCAAUUGUGAUGUUUGCGGCAGAAGCUUACGCUCCGAACAGGAGUUGCAGAAGCACCACGAACGUUUCCAUGCGGCACACCUGAUUCAAAUCGAAUCUCGAAAUCGGUUUAAGUGUGAAAAGUGCAAUAAUGUCUACCUGAGCCUCGAUUUCCUGGAGAAACACAUACAAGUGGCCCACAAUGUGGGGGAGACGUUUACGCAGGCUCCUGCACAGUCGGAACAGAGGACAGUUAUGUUUCUUAAUCCACCUGCAAAACAAAAAUAUCCACCAAGGUCGCCCUACUUCAAUCCUAAUCUGUGGUUAGACUUCGAUCCCUAUGUACCAACAUCUCAUUAAAUUUAUUAAAACAUAAAUUUCAUUUAUACAAAAACAUA
Drosophila montana is the source of this 867-nucleotide messenger RNA. RefSeq lists its product as uncharacterized. The transcript has 3 exons. NCBI's taxonomy places the organism in Eukaryota, Metazoa, Arthropoda, Insecta, Diptera, Drosophilidae. The record is from RefSeq and is a predicted model, not a curated record. The coding region runs from base 230 to 829 and encodes 199 amino acids.